Prorocentrum cordatum is the source of this 309-nucleotide messenger RNA. NCBI's taxonomy places the organism in Eukaryota, Dinophyceae, Prorocentrales, Prorocentraceae. The record is from the annotation of a GenBank genome assembly.
AUGGACUCGUCACACCCGGAGACUAUCGCGGUCAGAGGUCCGGGCUGCCCGGCCGACAGGGCGGAGAAAAACAGCAGCUCGCUCUGCCACAGGUUGAACGGGCGGCAGUCCACGGUGGACACGACGUGGACCUCUUCGGCAGUGCCGGUCUGCUCCAGAGGCCGCGUGGGGAGCGGUGGCUCCGGGCGGCGAGCUUCAGCGGAGGGGGGUGGCGAGGAGGGUGCGGGGGUGGCGCGGAGGAGGGGGGGAGGCGUUCCCGACGACGGCCAGGACGCAGAGCCAGGCUCCUUGACGGGACGCUUCAGGUAG